Messenger RNA from Cuculus canorus (common cuckoo), 5494 nucleotides. It is a transcript of the gene RNF24, whose product is annotated as ring finger protein 24. Gene Ontology annotation, molecular function: ubiquitin protein ligase activity; zinc ion binding. The transcript has 6 exons. Gene Ontology annotation, cellular component: endomembrane system. Lineage: Eukaryota; Metazoa; Chordata; Aves; Cuculiformes; Cuculidae. The record is from RefSeq and is a predicted model, not a curated record. The coding region runs from base 3517 to 3963 and encodes 148 amino acids.
UCCAGCUGAUGCAUCUGGAGUGCUGUGCCAUCUGGAGCAAAGAUUAAAUACCAAUUUGGCCUCCAGCCUGGAAAAAGAACAAGCCUUUGCCCCAGAUAACUGGCCCCUGGCAGAAGAAAUGCUUGGGGGCAAUGUGGAGAGAACUCAAAAUGCUCUAAUUGAAGUAUUUAGAACACACAAAAAAGAAGGGAAAAGAGUUCCUUCCAGCCCUGCAUGCCAAAAGCAGCCAGGGGGGAUGAUGUGAUCAGUUACCAGGUUGUGGGUCUGAUGCCUGCAUGUGAAGGUCCUGAUCCUGAAUGGGUGGUGGAGCUGCUCGAGGUGAGUGUGGUGGUGACCUCCUAGGUCUCCCAGUCUUGUUGUCAAAGGAAAUUCCCUCCGCCACCUCUCGAAGCUCCACCAGACCAUAUGCUCGACUCAGGUUUGCUUGUUUUAUCCUUACUGAGCCUGGUAAAUGUUUAUGUCAAGGCUGGCCCGCCAGCUAGGACCUUCCUUCUUAACCCUAGCUGGGUUUGAACACUCUUUGAGGUAAUAGCAUUGUCAUUCGAUCAAAGCUUGUCUCAGAUUUUCAGGGACAAGAUGUGGAGGUAGCUAGGAUGUGGUGAGACCUCUUGCUUGUGCAGCCCUGGCUCCGGUCCACUCUCUUCCAAAUAUGGUUUGAGAUGUCUGUGAUAGACUAGUCAUGAAGGCCACCUUGGUCAAUAUGCUCUGGAUGUUGUGGGAUCUGCCUGACCUUCGAAUAAGAAAGUACAUAUGUGCCAAACAGGAAAUAAGAUGAUGACCACUGAUUGCUACUGCCAUUCUUAGCCAGAUGGUGAUCCUGUCUGUAUCCUGGAGGAGAGGUAGGGGUGGGCAUCCCUACGUGAUAGGGAAGAGGAGGUUGAGGAUUAUGCGUUGAGGAAGCAGCAGAGCUGCCAGGAGAUUUUACUCAAGAAGUACUGAUGUUUUCAGCUGGUCUCCUGGACAAAGUGAUAAGAUGUUGUGAGAACAUCUGGCUUUUGCUGGAAGGGCUUUCAUGUUUAUGGGUCACCUCUCCAUGUGUUCUCUCAUGGCUCAUCCCUGCCAGCAGCCUGGCUGUUGCCUCCACGUUGGCUGUAUAGCAGAAUACGUAUUGUGUGUGAUUAGCUGGCAGACAUAAAACACCACUUGGAUGUCGAAAAGGUGGAGAGAGGUACGGCUGGGCACACUCAUCUCCUCCUGCUCCCACCACUGUGACCUGAAAUUCUUCUGUGACAGCAUUGCAGGACUUCGCACAGAUGAAACAAUUUCCUCUUCCACAGGGUCAAACUUCUGUUUUCUCACUCCGGGUAACUCCAGGCAACUCUGUCCCUCAAACCAGGGCAGGAGGUGUAGAGGCUUCUGGUGGUCUUCAACCACCCUUGAACCACCAGUGUCAAAGCAUGAAGGGUGAUUUUGGGGGGUUUGAAGCUUCCCCUGGUCUUCAGGUGUCUCAGUCUCAGCUGCAGUUGAUGUUGCUGAGCUGGGUUUCCGUUUAUUUUUGUUUCCUGCAAUCAUUCACUGUAAACCCAAGCAUUGUUGACAUAAGAUAACGUCUACCUCACACAGACUUCCCUUACCCUGCACCUUCAUAGCAUUGUUGCCCUGAAGCUGCUCAGACUUCGCGUUGGGAGCGGCCGUCGUGCCCGCGUCCGUACACUGACUCACUGACAGUGCUUUAAAAUGACAUCAGCAAUGAUGCGAUGCAGUGCUUAUCUGCAAGAUUGUUCGGUCGUUGCCUGAUCCUGGUGCUACCACUUCCUUGGUUGAGAAAUGCAGGUGAUGCCUUUGAGGUGAGGAUGCAAAAAACCCUGUGGUUUCAUCAGUGAGGCAAGGAAGGGGCUUCUCCUCUCCUUUGCUCUCUUGGCGCCCUACAUGGAGUCCUGUGUCCAGCUCUGUAAUCCCCAACAUAAGAAGAAUACAGAACUGUUGGAACAGGUCCAGAGGAGGCCACACGGAUGAUGUGAGGGCUGGAGCACCUCUGCUAUGAGGACAGGCUGAGAGAGUUGGGGUUGUUCAGCCUGAAGGAGAGAAAGCUCCAGGGAGACCUUAGAGCAGCUUCCAGUACCUGAAGGGGCUUCAGGAAAGGUGGGGAGGGGCUUUUUCAAAGGGCCUGGAGUGAUAGGACAAGGGGGAAUGGCUUUAAGUUGGAGGGGGGCAGAUUUAGAUUAGACAUUAGGAGGAAAUUCUUAGUGCUGAGUGUGGUGAGACACUGGCACAGGUCGCCCAGAGAAGUUGUGGCUGCUCCCUCCCUGGAGGUGUUCAAAGCCAAGGUGGAUGGGACUUUGAGCAACCUGAUGCAGUGGGAGGUUUCCCUGCCCAUGGCAGGGCGUUGAAACUGGAUGAUCUUUAAGGUCCCUUCCUACCCAAACCAUUCUAUAGUUCGCAAUAACAAUGGGCAGACGUAAAUUCGUGACCUAAGGAGCAGGAAAAUCUCAACAUCUUCUCUGUGGAGCAUGAUGGGUUGGAGCAGUACCUGGUUCCCCUCCGGGGAUGCAGUGGUACCCAGUCACUCGCUGGGGAUGGAGCUGCAUUGGUUUUGGACGCUUCUCCGUCUUGGGAAUGAUGACCCAGGCUAUCCGUGUUGUUUUUCUACCUGUUUGGCACAUUGAAUUUCCAACAAAGUGAAAGAAAGCAACCCAAACAGUUCCAGCCACGUGUCGAGGACUCCUGCGUUCUGUUAAUGAGCUGAUUAUGGUGCCAGAAGGAUGUUGAUGAGAAGAAACGGCAGCCAUCCAAGGCACCCCGAAAGGAUGCCAGAAAUAGCAGCGGUGGUGAGGAUAGAGCGGUUAUGAAGCUUCUGAGGUAGGAAUGAGCAGUGGCAGGAGAGAAGACACACUUGGGGAGGAUGGACAACCUCACAGCUCUGAGAGAAGGAAAAAGCUCCAAUGCCGAUGUGUGGAUGGGUGGCAGGAGCCAGGUGCCAAAGCCCACGAGCCAAAUUAGCCACAAGCAGCUGCCUUGGCGUAGCCGUGGCCUGUGAGGUCUCGGGUUGCUCCGACGCUGACGCUAAAACUGGAUCAGCCUUUGGAAAAAGCAGGCAAGAUGCCAAGAAGCAGGAGGAGGAGCGAAGGCAGGGCUGUGGGAAGCACAGGCAGGGAAGUCCUUCGUCCGCUCACUCUGCUCCAGCUCCAGGGCUGCGAAUGCAAGAAGCAAGCAGGAAUAACUUCCUCUGGUUUAUUUCUUUUAUCCCUGUGGAGGAUUAAUCUUGCCGCUAAUACAGCUUUUAGCUUGCAAAGCACCUUAGAGGAAACCACACUAAGAGUGCGUUUGGAGGAGAGAAACUGAAAGUGCCGAGAGGGAGCAACCGCCUUCCUUAUUUCAGCCAUCGCAUACGUGAUCGCUCUCCCUGCCUGCAGAUAACAGUGGUUUUCCCAGCUUCUUGCCUUGGAAGAGUAUUUAAGGGAAACUAUAGGAGCUCCAGGGACGUGCAGAUUUCCAUCCUGGGAAUCCACAAGCAUUGAGGCAGGAGAUUUUCAUCAGACCGUUUGAAGCCAGGAGGAGCAGCCUAGCAGCCUACCCAUGAGCUCAGACUUCCAACAUUACAGUUUCAGGAUGCCGAACAUCGGGUUCCAGAACCUGCCUCUCAACAUAUACAUCGUGGUUUUCGGCACGGCUAUCUUUGUCUUCAUCCUCAGUUUGCUCUUCUGUUGCUACUUGAUCAGGCUCAGACAUCAGGCACACAAAGAGCUUUACGCCUACAAACAGGUUAUACUCAAGGAAAAGGUGAAGGAGCUGAACCUACAUGAGAUCUGUGCCGUUUGCUUGGAGGAGUUCAAGCCCAAGGACGAGUUGGGGAUCUGUCCCUGUAAACAUGCCUUCCACAGAAAGUGCCUCAUCAAGUGGCUGGAGGUGCGGAAAGUCUGCCCGCUCUGCAACAUGCCGGUGCUGCAGCUGGCGCAGCUGCACAGCCAGCCGGACCCUGGACCCCCCCAAGGUCCCCUUCCCGGUGCGGAGAACCUCGUAUAGCUCUGCCGCUCCCGGGACUGCCCUGCCGCCCUCCCCGCCAACCCGGACACAACCAAAGCACUACGGCACCAGCACCAAGAGACCGCCGCGAGCAGCCGGGCACCCAGCCCGGAGCACUUUAGCAGAGGUCACAUCCGCGAUGGCUGACACGGAAGAGCCCCGCAACCCAAAAACUUGCCUCUGCGGUGCUGUGCCAGGACAAAGGGUCUCGCACCCGAGCCCGGGGCGAGCGGGGGACUCGGGGUGCUCCGCAGACACCCUGCACGAUGUUCUUCUUCCAGCACAUCCCUUCUCCAGCACGACACCCGCCAGGAAGCCACAUGGGGCACGAUGGAGCAGCAUCAACAGUGCCCGAAAGCCUGGUGUGAUGCCACACGGUCCCCAAUGCCCCAGUACGCUUCCCAGUCCUGCUGCUCUCCGCACUUCUCCGCCACCAUCGACGAUGCCCAGGAUGCAGGGAGGGAGCCUGGAGCAUCACGGCUGCUCCCUGUCCGCAUCCCCUCUUUGCCAUUAUUUUAACGGCAUCACCUUCACCUUUGCAAUCCCUACAUAGAAAACAGGGGAUUGAUCCCUUGGGUGCAGCGAUGGUGGGUUCGUGCCGCAGAUGGGUGCCUCCUCGGCACCCGCUGCUCCUCCGAAAGGGCUAGCGGGGCGGGGAAGCUGACAUUUCCCCCGGGAGCUGUCAUUCCAUGGGGUCUGAUGGGCUUUGGCUGCCUACCAGAGUUGGCUGCCCCCCUCCUCGGCGCAGCGGGCUACCUCAGCGGGGCCGUUAGUCCCUCCGAUGGGCACGAUCCUGACGCAAACUAUCACCGGUGGGAGCCGCCAGCGCCUCAAAACGGCGGCAUGGGCACAAAUCCUGUCCUUUGGGUUCAUCCCAUCACCCUCAGCCUGAUUCUCGGGGGGGGAAUUCUGGUCACACGGGACAUGUGAUCUGGCAAUAUUUGCUUCACCCAAACCCCCCAAAAGCUUCAGGGGGGGCUGUGCCACCCCUUCACCUUUCUGCCCACCGCGCCGGGGGAUUUGGGCGCUGUAGCAAACUGCCUCUGCGUCCCCCUCAUCUUUGCAACUGUUAUUCCCUUUCUUUUUUAGGGUAGGGCUGUCAGUAUUAACAGCGGCUUUCCCAGACCUUGGGAAAGGGUGGGACACAGGCUAGGAAGGCUCUGGGUGUCAUCCUCCCUCCUGUAAAUACCGUGUGACUCCCAAGCCUUCCCGAGACUGUUUAUGGAGCGUGGAGCCUCAUAGACGUUGUUUGUACACUACGAAUUCUGCAGCAGAAUAUUUUUUAAAACAUUCGCUGUUUUGGGGGGGGGAAUCUCUUUUUUUUUUUUGGUUUUAUUUUUUUUUUUCGUUUUGUAAGCUAUAUUUUUGUAUAUUUAAUUGCUAUUUUAAGAUUCUAAUAAUGCGUCCUUUUUGCUAAUCACUCUGUUCUUAAGGAAAAGUGAGGAAAGGAAAAAAAAAAAACAAAACACAGUUUGCAUGUGAUUUGACUUGAAAUGUAAAUAAAAGCAGGUUUUGGAAAAAGAAGUGUGUG